Messenger RNA from Plutella xylostella (diamondback moth), 1912 nucleotides. RefSeq lists its product as uncharacterized. Gene Ontology annotation, cellular component: plasma membrane. NCBI's taxonomy places the organism in Eukaryota, Metazoa, Arthropoda, Insecta, Lepidoptera, Plutellidae. The record is from RefSeq and is a predicted model, not a curated record. Gene Ontology annotation, biological process: sodium ion transmembrane transport; nitrogen compound transport; amino acid transport.
AUCGCAUUGCGUUAAACUAAUAUUUUAGUUAAAUGCUCGGUUCCAAUAAUUGAACAAUUAUGUGAAUAAAACUCAGUGUAAAUCCAUAAAAGAUGAGCAGAUUCAAGCGACCGUCGCUGGAGACCAUCCUCACCACUGCUAAAGAAACUCGCAGCCAAGCGGACUGGUCGAUGGUGUGGUCGACAGAGGAGGCGGGCUCGUCGCGGCACUCGCGCGCGCACUCGCGGCGCAAGUACCGGCGCCGCGCGCUCGCCGCCGCCGCCGCGCUCGCCGCGCACUGCCGCGCGCCCGCGCACGCGCUCAAUGACGGCUUCUUCACAUUCCUGCUAUUCCUGGUGCUAGCGACGGCGGUGCUCGCGAACCCGAUGCGCCACUUCGAGCUGUACCUCGGCCAGUGGAGCCUCAGCGGGCCCGGCCGCGCCUUCCGGUACAUACCCAUGCUGGACGGCAUAGGCAUAGCGAUCUGCAUCAACGCUCUAGUGCGAGCGAUAACGAGUGCCACCUCGGCCGCCAUCGCCGGUGUCUACCUCACCGGCACGCUCGCCGACGCGGACCUGCCCUUCACGUACUGCAGGAACGAAAGUCUUCAGAGAAUCGAAGCUUUAUCGAGCCAGAUCGAUCUCUUUACCAUGUUUAAACAAAUGCAAGACGCUCAGAUAAGUGGCACUGAAUAUUUGGAUGAAAAUGAUUUGAAGGGCACCAGUUUGGAUAUAAAGACGUGCAACCUGAACACCAGCGGCCUGCACCCGCUCUAUAACACGCCGGCAUUUAACUACUUUUACGUAGAAGUGAUGCGUUUCCGGGACAAGCCCUAUUUCUCGGAGUUCAACCCGACGCUGGCUUACAUUAUCAUCGCAGUCUGGCUACUGAUCUACGCUUUCAUGCUGCGGGAGAGAUUCCACCAUGGUCGAUUGAUAUGGAACAACCUGUACCGCGGGCUAGUGUUCGUCCCGGUGGUGUCCGGGCUGGUGGUGCUCACGUUCGGGUUCAUCCACUUCGCGAGCGUCAGUGCACAUCUCAUGAAGUUUGCGCGAGCCGGGAACAGACAGUUUUUCAAGAGCAUGGUGGACGCGUUCGAGACGGCGCUGUACGUGCACGCGAGCGGGCUCGGCACCGAGCUCGUCUUCGGGAAGGGACUCAACUAUUACGCGAACGGCCACAUAGACCCUCUCCUAAACGCAGAGAACGUGUGCUACUCGGCCGUCGCGACGCUGCUAGUGGUUCUGCACGCGACGGGCGCCGCCGUCUGCGCGCUGCUUGAUGCCGCGCCCGCCGUACACGUGCAUGAGAGCACGCUGUGGAUUAUGCCGCUGUACUCCAAGUGCAUGCUCGCCGGAGGGUACGCGCAUCUCGCGUCAUCAAUAGUAUUCGGAUGUCUGAUGGUGUCGUACAUAGUCAUCGCGUUUUUAUUGAUAAAGACCGCGCUACACAUUAUAUUUGAAUACAGAGUGAAGCUAGUGUACUGGGAAAGGACAGUGAUGGCGCUUGCUGUAUUGUUAUGCUUGCUUCUGAGCUUAAUCUUCUGUACUAAUGGCGGGCUCCUACUCCUAGAGUGCGUGGACGGCGCAGCGGCCGGCCUCGUCACUCCGCUGCUCUGCGUGCUGCAGCUCACGGCGCUGUUAUACGCGUAUCGGAGUAGGGACUUCCUGUCCGACAUGAAUGUUGCCACGGAGGAGAAUGCCUGUUCCACCAGGAUCGACACGCAGUGGAAGAUCAUACCGGCUGUUCUGGUGUUAUUCCUGGUGUGCAAGAUAGUGACGGUGUGCUACUCGCAGCUGCCCGGCUCGAUGUGGGCGUGCGCGCUGCUGCCGCUGCUCGCUAUGCUCAUAGCCAUACCUGUGAAGGGAGUCGUCAUGGCUUACAAGUACAAAGUUGUGGGCUGAAGGUACAAUAAAUGUGGCUUUCUUACAUC